Molecule: messenger RNA, 2910 nt
Organism: Thunnus maccoyii (southern bluefin tuna)
Lineage: Eukaryota; Metazoa; Chordata; Actinopteri; Scombriformes; Scombridae
Gene: tatdn2
Product: TatD DNase domain containing 2
Exons: 7
Coding region: 292-2457 (721 amino acids)
Molecular function (GO): hydrolase activity, acting on ester bonds
Source: RefSeq, a predicted model, not a curated record
AUGUCGAGAUCUGGUCGCUCGGUUCCGUCUAAACGGUCAUCAGUAGAACUUUACCUCCAUCUAGCGUUAAAAUGUUUACUCCUUUUUAAUUUAAAACAAUAUCAAACACGAAAAGGAAACGUAGUCGCAUUUUGUUUUUGCCCAGAAAGGUUGCUAGCACUAAAUAAUUUACGUUCCCGAGUGAACAGAGUGAGACUGAGCUGAACCAACGCGGAGAGAUAAUUAAAGUGACACCCGCUGACCACCCAUGUUGUCUCUUCUACUGUGCCGAGCCUGCGAAGGAUCUCAGACAUGGACAGCAACAGAAAGAAGGUGAAAUUCAGCUGGCGACGAACUUCUAUCACCUCACCGACACAACUUCAAGAGAGAGAUGCUGGGUUCGCUACACCUUCUCGCUGGAAUACCCUCUCGCCCAAUGAAGAUUCAAACACCUUGCCCUUCAGUGACUCUCCAGGACCUGAUGGCCUUGGAGCAAUGAGUCUGGACACUCCCAAGAGAAAAGCAGAGGUGCUCAGUGAUAGCACACCCUCUGUAGGCAAAGUCAAGCUGAGGAAGCUUUCCAGGAAAAAUUUUGAAACAUUCAUAAGUUCCAAGGACACACCUAUGGACGACCCAUCCAAGCAGCUGGAAUCCACAAAGAGCCUGCAAGUAUCACCACCUCCAUCUCACUCUUUCAUCUUGAAAAAGAAAGAAAGGACGCCUGAGGAGGGAUCCAAGGCUAUCUACAAGAUGGCUUUGAUUGCAGCCAUUGGCAGCAGGGGAAUGAAGCACACAACUACCAGUACCCCCAGCACUGACACCCUCUCUUCGCCACCUGCAUCUUCACCAGUGAAGACUGAAGUACCCAGUCUGGCAACACCUGACAGAACUGUUGACUGCUCUCCACUCAAACCCAAAAAUAAAUCAGAGGACAGAGGUACUGACCAGGAAGACGAGUGGUCCCCCACUCCGCUUUUUGUGGACUCAGGCGCCCAGGAUGACAGUACAGAGCCAAAAGCAGAUGUAAGGAGUGUUGUGCUAGAGGGAAAGGAUUCACACAAGAGGUUUGUUUCUCAGGACUCCGUGUUUGUAGACUCAGCCUUCCAAGAUGAGCUAUCUGUGCCAGAUAAUGAACCAGAAACUGAAGACUGCGACUCGUCCGUCCCUUCUCUGGAGUAUAUUCCAGAGUUGUUGUUUUCUCACACAACUAGUCAGAAUAACUCCUCCGACAGCCAGCAAUGCCAAAGCCAUUCAGUGAAUGCCCAGCCAGCCACAACUUCCUCUCUCUCCUUUUUAUCCACCAAUGAAACCACUGGGCCUAUCCAGGCAGCUCCUGGCGAAAUGGAGAUGUCUUUCCCACCGUCCAGGAGGACAGUUUUUGUCUCAUGCAAGCAGGCUCAUCCACCAAAUACAGGCCCUUCAAAGGCUUCCAGAGUUGACACCGAGAAUUUACGCACCUCCAACACUUCGACCUAUUUAUCGGAUCCUUUUGCUCUGCCACUACGCUCAAACAGAGGAGCACUGAACUCCACAAACACACGCAGGCAGUCAUAUGCUGGAUCUUACAUGCGUGAGCCCCCCUUCUCUUUUACUCAUGGUGGCUUUUCUAAGAGAAGAUUGUCCAUGGGGGCAGAACCUACUUGGACAAGUUACCCAUACAACCAGGUUGGUUUCAUAGACACACACUGCCAUCUAGACAUGCUCUAUGGGAAACUGGGCUUCCGUGGGACAUUCAGCAAUUUCCGAAGGUUGUACCAGAGCAGCUUUUCCUCUGAGUUUCGAGGCUGUAUUGCCGACUUCUGCAACCCGCGGAUCAUGGUGAAGGAGGCCUUGUGGGAAGGAUUGCUGGCUGAAGACAUGGUUUGGGGGGCAUUUGGUUGCCAUCCCCACUUUGCCAAGGAAUACUCAAGUGUCCAUGAACGCAACAUACUGAUGGCCAUGCGACACCCAAAAGCUGUGGCAUUUGGUGAGAUAGGGCUGGACUACUCCCACAAAAACUCCACUGACUCCUACAAGCAAAAAGAGGUGUUGGAGCGUCAGCUGCGAUUGGCUGUGGCCAUGCAGAAGCCUCUGGUGAUCCACUGUAGGGAUGCAGAUGAUGACCUGCUGGUAAUCAUGAAGAAGUGUGUCCCAAGGGAAUACAAAAUUCACAGGCAUUGUUUCACAAACAGUUAUCCAGUGAUUGAACCUUUCUUGACGGAGUUCCCCAACAUGUACGUGGGGUUCACAGCCCUGAUCACCUACUCCAGCGCCACUGAGGCCCGAGAUGCUGUCCGCAAGGUCCCUCUCAACCGAAUUGUGUUGGAGACGGAUGCACCAUAUUUCCUGCCAAGACAGGUGAAUAAAGACGUCUGUCGGUUUUCACAUCCUGGAAUGGGCAUCCAUACUCUGCAGGAGCUGAGCCUCCUGAAGAGAGAGGACAUGGCCACAGUCCUCGCCACCAUCCGAAACAACACCACUCAACUUUACGGCAUAUGAGCGUGAGAGAUGAUGAAUAAGAAAUUAGCAAGAAAGAACAGACAAAAUGCCGGCUUGUGACACACUAACAUUUUAUGUGGCUUUUUGUUUUAGAUUUAUCGAUCCCCCAUGUGUACAGAUGUAGGAGGAUGGAGGAACAGAUUUAAGGAGCAUGAAGUCUGCAGUCUCAUUUUAAACAAUCUGAAAGAUUCGCAAAUUUGUGCUUAGCAAAAGACCAGAAAAAAGGACUAAAAUAAAAUGUCUCCUGUCUGAUAGAGAAACUGUAUAUUAUUGUUUAUCUGAUUAUAUUUUAUGUGAUUCAUUGUAGAAAUUCUUCCUAAGCUUUAUCAGUUUUAAGCUUUUGUUGACACUCUUUGCCUGCUCUAAUUUGUUGUGAUGUUUGUCUUGUCUGGCUGCUGUACAGUUUGGUUUGAUGCAGUGGAGACAUUAAAAUCCUUUAAUCCUGCUCCUUUA